AUGUCGAGCAGUGAAGAGAUGGAUACCGUUGUCGUCAAGAUGGCUACCACUGCCGAUGAUAACAAUACGCUUAUAGAGACUGGCACGGACCGCACAGCAGAAUUCUCGGAUCAUGAUAUGGACUUGACCGAGUCUUCCUAUGGUCAUGAUGAGAGCUGUGGCAGUGAAAAAGACUUUGGAGGAGAUGACGAUGAUGACGAUUUUUUGGAUGGAACCAUUCCCUCCAUGGCUCAGUUUUACAACAACCAAGAGCAAGAAGAGCCAGAAGAAGAAGAAGAAGAUAAACCGUGCAUUCACUAUUUGGGCCGUAACUACGAGGCAUCGGAACUGGUCCAUUCGGCUCCCGUCUUGGAACAGAGUUUUCGAAAUACCCGCAAAAGUCGUCGGGCUACCUAUACAGUGGGGAGCAGCAUGAGCACCAACAUUGCCGCCAUCACCAGUAUGAGUAGUAGUAGCAGUAUGAAAUUGGAUUCCAGUGAACACUUGUCGGAUCGUUGGUCGCAACAACCAGCCACUGUGGUAGAAGAGGAGGAAGAGGAACAAGAAGAAGAAACGCAAGGGCUCACCAGCAAAACCAGUCACCACUCUCGUCGUCGUCAACGUCAACGUCGGGAGCGUCGUUGCAGUCUACCAGCUACCCAGAGCCUACCUACCAAAUCCAGCUCUGGACCCGCCCGAAUGUCCAACAGCAGCUUUACCAGUCGCUUGCGAGCCAGUAUCAGCAAUAAAUUGCCGACCAGCAUGAGUCAAUCAGAGGUCUUUUCUUCCACCCGUCGACGCGCUACCGAAGUGGACAGUAUGAACGCCUCCAUGACGCACUUUACGGCUCCGCGACAGCGUCGUGCUUCUACCAUGCGUGUUGUCUUGUUUGGCCCAUCCGAACAAGAACUGCUGGAAGAAGCCCAGUUGAAUCGAUGGGGAUACUCCAAUCUAGAUGUCAAGAACAUUAUCGAUGACAAGGAAACGUUUGCCAAACUCAAGAGCGAUUUAAAGGCACGACAGGCCGUCACCAACAAUCUCAUUGGACAACGGAUUCAUGUUUUUGUCAAGAACCAAAAACACCGACAGCAGCAACUACUGUGGGAACAACAGCAAGAACAAGAGCAACAACAAGCACAAACUGUGCAAUCGUAA
This is a messenger RNA of Seminavis robusta, 1134 nucleotides long. The record is from the annotation of a GenBank genome assembly. NCBI's taxonomy places the organism in Eukaryota, Bacillariophyta, Bacillariophyceae, Naviculales, Naviculaceae.